Molecule: messenger RNA, 1683 nt
Organism: Bursaphelenchus xylophilus (pine wood nematode)
Lineage: Eukaryota; Metazoa; Nematoda; Chromadorea; Rhabditida; Aphelenchoididae
Source: the annotation of a GenBank genome assembly
AUGCCGGACGAAGAGUUCUACGUGGACCACGGGAAGAAGGUGGACAAGGACGGGAAGCUCAUCCUCGAGGUCGACGACAAGCCCUGGCUUCUUAAUGCCAUUUUCGACUUCAAAACUUAUGCAGUUUUCUUCCUUUGGUCGCUACUCUUCGAGAAUUUGUUGAGGGUCUAUGUGCGAACCAGCUUUUACACAAUUGCCUGUGGAAUCGCCGGCCUAUACGUUGGGUUCAAGGUCUGGAAGAGUGAGGUUCAUAAAAGGCGCGAUAUCAUCUUGGCUAUUGGAUACGCUGUAAGUUGUCAUUGGACAGUUUCAGCGCUCCGAACACAAGAGUCAACUCCAAUAAGGGAGAAAUCAGUCUGUCAGGAAAAUAAUGAAGGUAAAAGUUCCUUAUUUUGGCCACAACUUAUAACUCUGCGGAAACUGGUCGGAAUUAGCCCAAAUUUAGCGUGCACGCUCAAUUCAUCGUUGUCAAUGCCCGGACAGUGGAUUUAGUUAGUGAGGUACCUUCUUUUUUACGUACCACCUUACCCUUCAAAAACGGCUGCAGCCUGUGAUUUUACACUUUAUACGAUGAAACAUGUCCGGAACUAAACUUAUUGCCUCCGUAUGGAACUAAAUGAGUCGUCACAGCCUUCGUAGGUACCCUUAAAACUAUAGAGCUAUUAUAGUAAUUCAGUGCCAGCUAGGUCGAAGCGUUUUUUCCUAACUUUAGUGCCCAAGCUUGGGCGCAGUUCGCGGAGUACCUUUGUUGUGGCCAAAAUAAGGAACUUUUUCCAAUAGUGAAGAUUCUGUCGUAUCGAAAAUCGCAUCGCCGCCGAGGAAAUGAAUUGUGUGGCGGAGAAAAUCAAAUUGCUUUUCCCUUCAGACGACGCGGCUGGCGCAGCGACAGAAUGCUCAUUAUUUCCCCGACAGACUGAUAAAAUGAACGGAUAAGGCAAUCGGGCCGUAGGCAGGCCCACACUUUGCGGGCAACUAGAAGAACGGCGGGGAUUCCGUGGACAUGUUCGGAAAUCAGCCAACACUUCCUUACAACAGGAAAUUCAAACGAUGGAUUUGACAGCUAGAUGUUGCGAAUUAAAUUUUAAGGUGUACAAGUGGCUUGAAUAGUCACCAUAAAGUCAAACAAGCAUUUUGAACGGUUCAGAAACCAUUUUUUUGAAUACAAACCCCAUAACUUUGAAAGCGGAGGGCGAAUUCACUAGAUUUGUGGACUUAUCAGUAGCACGGAGUUGUCAACGAAAAAUUUUUGCCAUACCACGUUGACAAUACGCUAAAAACUCAUCAUAAUCAUGUUUUCAGUACUGCCUUCUUCUCUCCAGCACGGCUCUUCGCAGAGCCGUGUUCGCCUACGUAUACUCAACUCCCACCCAUUGCAACCCCCGAUUUUCGCUAACCCUCGCCCUUUUCCUGGACAUCUCCUUCAUCUGGGUUGUGGUCGCGUCGAUGGCGUUGAUGACGUUCACCGGGAUCGAGAAGAUUUUUUGUCGCGGCGACAAAAAAUGGAAAAGUUUUCCCCUGUUCUUCCUUCUGCUGGCCUUCUCUCUGAUAUGGCUGCCAUUCCCGCCGCAGGGCUUUAACUUUGUGCGGAAGGUGUUGCGAAAUGGGGCCGGUCUGAUCUAUCGGAAUGAAGGGAGGGCUCAGUGGAUUGUCGAGUUUUGGAGUCAUCCGGAGAAUAAAGUUUAA